This is a messenger RNA of Euleptes europaea (tarantolino), 2498 nucleotides long. It is a transcript of the gene HPS6, whose product is annotated as HPS6 biogenesis of lysosomal organelles complex 2 subunit 3. The coding region runs from base 1 to 2493 and encodes 830 amino acids. The transcript has a single exon. Gene Ontology annotation, cellular component: BLOC-2 complex; lysosomal membrane. Lineage: Eukaryota; Metazoa; Chordata; Lepidosauria; Squamata; Sphaerodactylidae. The record is from RefSeq and is a predicted model, not a curated record. Gene Ontology annotation, biological process: melanocyte differentiation; organelle organization; protein localization to membrane.
AUGAAGCGAGCGGCGGCGCUGCGGCAGGUCUCGGACUGGAGCGACUUGGCGCGCGGCCGCCGCCUGCGGGAGCUGCUGGGCGCGCGCCGCCCGGGCCGGGCUGCCCGCCGCGUGGUGUCCAGCCCCGACGGCCGGCAUCUGCUGCUGCUGCUGCUGCUGCGGGACCCGCCGGCUGGCCCCGCCCGCGUCGUGGCCUUGCAGCGCCUGGGCCCCGGGGGGGGCGGCCUGGAGCGGAGCUGGGAGCCGCCCCAGCUGCCCGUGGCGGGGCUCCUUUUCGUGCAGAGCGGCGCGGGGCCGGCUCCGUGGGCGCUGGCGAUCGUGGGGGAGCAGGGCCGCACCGAGCUCUGGCGCUUCGUGCCCGCGGCCGGGUGGCGCCUGCUGCAGAGUCUGGAGCUGUGCUGCGGGGCCCGGGCCCGGGUGGUCUCCAUCUGCAGCCGGGGUAGCCGCCUGGUGUGGUGCGAGGAGAGGCCGCCGCUGAACACCCCGCUCACCCCCGAGAAGGGAGCCUUCCGGUACUGCAUCUGCACGGGAGACCUUCAGGUCGGUGAGGACGGCGCCCGGCUCAGCCCCCUGCGGGUCGUCUUACACAACAGCCCUGCUUACCAAGUGCUGGCCGCCUCCUCUGGGGUGUUUCUGGUGCCCACCCCAGCCACUUUCUCCGGGGUGGCCAAGUGCGUCCUGAUAUGGCGGCCGGAAAAUACCGACAUCGUUGUUGCGGCUCCGUCCAGAGGGUGCAUUUGCACUGAAGUGUUGCAUCCUGGCAGGGAAGUUGACUAUAAGAAGCUCAUCCUGGGAUACGUGGGCAUUCUGGCGUCCAUGGCGAUUUUGGAUAUUCGCGGCUGUAGCCUCUCCAGCAGCAAAGGGCUCCUCCUUGUCACCAGCUCAGGCACUGUGGACUUGGUUCAAUCUAAUGGACUGUGGAGGCCUGUUUUUGACUUUGGAGAAAGUGCCUUGGCCCCAGGGGAGGAGGUCCAGUUGAAAGUAUUUGGGGACACGCUCGCUUGCUUGCUGGGAGGUGUUCUUUAUCUUGUGGACUUGAACAGUGGACAGCUGCUGGAAAAGAAACUCCUGAGCACAGAAAUGCUUUUCUUGGAUUUCCAUGGAGAGGAGGAAGAGGCCGCCGUGGUGCAGCUUCUUGCCCCAGAUGGCAUUUAUCACCUUGACUUCUCUGGGACUGACAAAGACAGCCAACCUGAGCCCACCCUGGUGGAGGUGGUCUUUGAAGAGGCGUGCAAGUACUAUCAGCGGCGGAGUCUUAGCAGCUCCCAACUCACUGUGGAGAAAUUAAAGAAGGGGGGCAUGUUUCAGGCUCCCGUUGCUCUUUCCGCCAUCCUGUGCCAUAGCCUUGCUUCGAAGGACAAGAGGACCGGGGCCCUCCCAGAGCCUUAUGCCAAGCUUUUGAGCACGAUGCAGUUAGAGUUGCAGAGCUACCAGAACCUGGAAUUCCUCAAGUCGUGUGUGGUUGGGGCCUCCGAAAGCGAGGUGGACAGCUAUGGCGAGGAGCUGGUAGAACAGGAGCUUAACCGCCUUGUGCGCUUGGAUUUAAACAGGGAGAACCUGGCUUACAUGAAUGCCAUCUUCAGCUCCUUCCCUGUGGCCUCCUGGAAAGCGAUCCAGAACCAUCUGCAACUGCAACAGAAUGGCGAGGGUCUGUUGAUAGCCAGAGCCACCCCAGAUGUGUGGAAGAAAAUUCUAGGGGGGCCUGUGCCCGGCCUGUGCAAGCAAGAGGCCUCUCUGAAUGGGGUGGUCCCCCUCUUUGAACUCAUCUGUCUGUCUCUUUAUCAGUUCAAGCCUAAAUGGCUGCCAAGGUUUGUGGAGCUAUCCCAGCAGUAUGUGGGUACUUCUUGGGCAUACAAGGAGGGCCCUGAGGGUGGGGUGCCCCUUUAUAAGAGAGCGCUAGCUGUGCUGACGAGGAAGGGUAGCUGCUCUGUGGCCUAUCCAGAAAUGGAGAUUGAGCUCCUCCUGUGCAGCCAGCGGCCCAAAGCCAUCUUGCAGGCCUUGGACCUCCUUAUCCGCCACAGGAGAUGGCAGCGUGUGAUGGAUGCAGCGGAGAAAUUCUCUAGGCUGAGCCCUUUGCUGAACAAAGAAAUUUUUAUUGUCCUCUUGGGAGAGUUUGCCCAGCACAGGGCACUGGACCCUUACUUGGACACGUUGUGGGAGCUCUGCCCUGCAGAUCUAAGUGCUUCUGACAUACUGAGCAUUAUUCAACAGCAUUUGCCCCAAACAGAACUUGACCACCCACCGUUUCUCCCAGGUGGGUCACCGCAACUGACUGUCGGCUUGCUCAAGCCGCUGUUGCACCGUCUGGCACGCUGCUCAGCUGGCCAGGAUGAAAUCUAUGCUGAUGUCUUACAAGGGCCUGGUUUUCCUCCUCCAACCCCACCUAGGCAGCACCGAGUUGCUCCAAAGACAGCUGCUGCUCAGGAGGAGCACGUGCAAAGGACUGAGCCCUUUCACAACCACACACAAGGCACAUUAUUUGAGGGGGUGUGAACUUG